GGGACGGGACGUUGUCAAAAUAACCGUCCUUCCUGACUGCUCGUCCUCUCACGAGCACCUCGAAAGCCGUACCUUUUUCAUUGACCAGCAACAAACAUACUUCUCUACGAUGGCACAAUUGCGAUCUCAGGACGACAAGCUCACUUCACUCGAUCAACUGCACCACGAGGAUCCACAACGACUACGUCCAGUCCACCACCGCACGCAGCGAAGCCUAUCUGACGACACGACCUUCGCCUAUACGCUCGAGGACGUGACCCAGCUCCUCACGCCAUUUAUGCGGUUAGAGAGGCGUUGGCUGCCAGAAGAACAUGAGGCUUUCCAGAGACUGUGGGGUCAGGAACACAACGCGUCCGCCAUUCGAUCCCUCCCGUGCUAGGCUAACGUUCUAAAGCCCUUUGGAUGACAUUGCACCACGCUAAUAUGGGGAGUGCUGCCCCGCCCGAAACGCGUGCUAGAAGUCAUAGGCUUUGAGGGUGGUAUCGGCGCCAUACUGCCCGGUUUGACCGAGUGUAGUACGGCGGAUGGACGCUGUCGACAUCUGCUAUGGGUUAGCGAUUGUGGAAACGAAUGACUUCCCUGUCAAUGCGGUGGGUGGCUUGUUGCCUUCUUGGG
Molecule: messenger RNA, 615 nt
Organism: Baudoinia panamericana UAMH 10762
Lineage: Eukaryota; Fungi; Ascomycota; Dothideomycetes; Mycosphaerellales; Teratosphaeriaceae
Exons: 1
Coding region: 110-379 (89 amino acids)
Source: RefSeq, a predicted model, not a curated record